AUGGCUCUACAUAAUGUCCGCCGUCCCUCUCCAGCUCGGUCCACUCUCCCGUUCUCCAGACAUGAGAGGAUAAUAUACACUCCUCUACACCCCUUCUGUGCUCAGUCGCCCUCCGCUCCACGGACGGCGUCUCUCUCUCUCUCUCUAUCCCCUUCUCACUCCUACCAUCGUGACCCCUGCCGCUCCAUACUGCUGAGGAGUCGUUUGCCGCGGAUGCGCGUAGCGAACCUGACUGUGAGCACGAGACCGAGUUUGACUGACCGAAACACGAGUCCCCCUCGCGCCGGCAACGAACACGAGAGACCACAACACUGUGAUUCCGGACCAACACCCGCACCAAUGCACGGCACGAAGGGGUCGAACGUUACCCCUCUCCGUCAGAGCCUCUACGAGGACCCUCUGGAUGACACGGAUGAGGAUCUGUCGGACGUUCCGUCCGACUAUGGCGGUUCCAAGCAGACUAAAAAACUCAAGUUGCCGGCGAGGGAUCGUUGGCAGCGAUAUUGCGCAGCGAAGGCAUCCGAGCCAGCUGUCGAUCCGCAAUGGUUUGAUGCGGAGGAGGCCCUCCAGCGGGCGUCCGCGAAGGACCUGCACCGGUUCUGGAACUGGGUCCUUGGGAAGCUGGAACGUGGGAAGGGGGGCCGCAAACUCAAAGGCACCAAGAAGACAAGCUCCCUCAAGAGUGACUGGAAGUAUUUUCAAGGCUACUACAGGAAAGUGACAGGAAACGGAAUCAGUGAGAAGAUGAGUGAAGAUGUUCGGCGAGGCAUGCAGUCUCUGGCCGACAAGCACGGUCUCGACAAUCAGCCACGCGAGAACAUCCCCGUCUACAUUGAGGAUAUGGUUCCUUCAACCAGACAAUCCUCCGGACAUGGGAGAAGUGAUUCCACCUGGGACUGCAACGGCUCCUGCUGUGCUUCUAUAACAUGCUGGAGGGAUCCGCACGGGGGACCGCCGGUGCCGACGGUUGACUUCAGGCCGGAAUUUAUCAAGCGAAAUCUUGGGAUGGGGAAACUCAACACAUUUGUAUUGCCGGAGAUUAUCUUCGAUGUCUCGCUUCUCUUCAGCCCACACAUCUUCCUUUUCGGUUUCCUGUUCCAUGCUGAGGCGUUCGAGAACUCUAGCCUCCAGACGAUGGAGGACGUCCAAAAGCUGGUCCCCGCGGGUGGCUGUCAGGAGAUGCCAUUGCCGCUGAAGUGGGAAAUGGAUAACUGGUACAUCUUCUGCAAGGUUGAUGUCCAGGAUGGGCAGGUUCGCAUCCUAUGUGAUACGCCUAUGAGUGCGAGCACGCUAGAUUCCCAGUUGAAGAGCGUGAGUGAGAUCCACGGAUUUCUCAACACGUUCUUCUCCCAUCAGUUCCGCUACGGCGGGGGCAAGCUGCUUGAUGAGAGUGGAUUUGUCAGUGAUUCGCAGAAGAAUGUGAUCAUGAACCACGCUACCAACCGCACCUUCGUCGCCUAUUACCGUACGCGACGCCACACCGGCCUGCAAGAGAUCAUGUGUGGUCUCAAACCGGAUGAGAGGACUCUGAGCUGCAGGCGGCCCAUCCGUAUUCGGGAGGACUUGAUCGACCUCUACAUGCGCACGCGGGAUGCUGCACUGGUGCCAUUGCUGCAAGAGCGACAGCGGGAGGUCAGCAACACCCGACGGAGGCUGCAGGACAAGCUAAUACACAAGCUGCGCUGGGAGUUCAGCCGGAACCAGGCGGUGGUCGAUAUUGAACGCCAGCUGUCGGGGUCUGGGUCGGCGGUUGACGACGAGGGUGCUCGGGAGGUGCUGCGGACGGAGUUUGAGAUGCCACCGGCACAGAUCCACCUCCUGGAGAAGCUUCUGACCUGGCUCACCUCAGACUCCCUGGAAGACGAGUGGCGACGACGGAAUGAGGCAGUUGAGGCCGUGAGACAGUACUGUGGCUUCUUUGAGGGCGGUCCACUGCGAGGGCGGCCGAAACGGGCGAUCCCGCCAACGGAUCCUCACAGCGAGAAUAUCCCACUCCAGAAGAAGAUCAGGCAGGAGGGUUGCCCAGCUCCUCCCUCUGGGGAGAAGAAGUGUCGGGCGGUUGAGAACCUUCACAGUGGGUCUGCGCCGGAUCCGCUGGCAUGCUUUCAGUGUGGGAAAAUGUACGUUCAACAUGUAGGGGUCAUCCGGCACUUCCGGACAGCGCAUCUCAAUGAUCGUCGGUGCACCCCCUGCGACCUCGCACUCCUCUGUGAGAUGGACCUGCGGAAACAUGCCGCGGUAGUUCACGGCGUCAGUACACGACCCCACAGUAUAUGUUGA
Molecule: messenger RNA, 2280 nt
Organism: Histoplasma mississippiense
Lineage: Eukaryota; Fungi; Ascomycota; Eurotiomycetes; Onygenales; Ajellomycetaceae
Exons: 7
Coding region: 1-2280 (759 amino acids)
Source: RefSeq, a predicted model, not a curated record